Trifolium pratense (red clover) is the source of this 2994-nucleotide messenger RNA. RefSeq names its product cellulose synthase-like protein H1. The record is from RefSeq and is a predicted model, not a curated record. Gene Ontology annotation, molecular function: cellulose synthase (UDP-forming) activity; mannan synthase activity. Bases 546 to 2786 code for a protein of 746 amino acids. The transcript is spliced from 9 exons. Lineage: Eukaryota; Viridiplantae; Streptophyta; Magnoliopsida; Fabales; Fabaceae. Gene Ontology annotation, biological process: plant-type primary cell wall biogenesis; cellulose biosynthetic process. Gene Ontology annotation, cellular component: trans-Golgi network; plasma membrane.
AUAUAAUUUUGAUCCUUUCAAAAUAUUCUCUAUAGAUAAUAUAGAUCACGGGUGUCAUUAUACUUGUAAGGUUAAUUUUCUAAAACCUUAAUUUUUUUUUCAAGUUGAUUUCAAACUUCUAUUCUCAAAUCUUGACAAUUGAAAAUCAAUCUGACCAACCAAAAUCUAUGGGAUUCUUUAUUGUCAAAAAUUUCACACAUUCACAUAGUCAACCUUAAUACAGGUCGGUAUCAAACAAUUUCAAUUGAUUUUUUAAGGUCAAUAAACCAAUUUUUCAAGUCUUUUUUUAAACUUAAAAUUUUAAAUCGUAUGAUCUUGAUUCAACGACUAUACACUACCAAGUGAACGUAUGGAAUAUGCAUUAUAUGCAUAUGGAAUCCCCCAAAUCUCUCUAUGACCACACCAACCAUAUAAUUGUCUGUCUUUAUAAAAGGUACAUGUACUACUUGUCCCCUCUAAGCAUGAAGCCACAAGUGGGAUACAAAUACAAUACAAUAAAAGGGCAUCAAUUUAUUGGUUAAGCAAUUUUCCAAGUAAUUUGCUCAAUGGCCAACAAAAAUUCCCUCCCUCUCUAUGAAAAAAUAUGGGUCAAACACACAUUUUCAAGAGUUAUGGAUUCCAUAACAUUGCUCCUCCUCUUCUUACUUCUUGGUUACCGUAUUUCCUCUAAUAAUAACUACACCUUCCCUUGGUUUGUUGCAUUUCUAUGUGAGUUAUGGUUUACCAUCACUUGGAUUACAACCAUGAGCACCAAAUGGACUCCUGCACAUACCAAAACUUUCCUAGAUCGUCUCUUACUUAGGGUGUCUAAUUCUGAGCUUCCAGCAUUGGACUUGUUUGUGACAACAGCAGAUCCUGUUCUUGAACCAGCAAUAAUAACAGUGAAUACAGUGUUGUCUUUAUUGGCACUUGAUUAUCCAGCUAAUAAGCUAGCUUGCUAUGUUUCUGAUGAUGGUUGUUCACCUCUUACAUUCUAUGCUCUUGUUGAAGCUACCAAAUUUGCUGAAAUUUGGAUACCUUUUUGUAAGAAGUAUAAUGUACAAUGUAGAGCCCCAUUUAGAUACUUUUGUGAUGAAUCCAUGGCACAUAAUGACUUGCCAGAAUUCAAACAAGAAUGGUUAACAAUGAAGGAAGAAUAUGAAAAACUUAGUGGUAAAAUUCAAAAUGCAUCCCAGAAGUCAAUUCCAUGUCAGCUUAUGGGAGAAUUUGCUGUCUUCUCACAAACACAGGCCAGAAAUCAUCCAACUAUAAUUAAGGUAAUUAGAGAAAACAAGGGUGUUUCUGAUGUGAUGCCUCACUUAAUCUACAUAUCUAGAGAGAAGAGGCCAAAACAACCACAUCAUCACAAAGCUGGUGCAAUGAAUGUCUUGACAAGAAUCUCUGGAUUGAUGACAAAUGCUCCAUUUAUGCUAAACUUAGAUUGUGACAUGUAUGUGAACAAUUCUAAGAUUGUACUACAUGCCCUUUGCAUUUUGUUGGAUUCAAAGGGAGAAAAAGAAGUUGCAUUUGCUCAAUGUCCACAAAGAUUCUAUGAUGCUGUCAAAGAUGAUGCCUAUGGAAAUCAGCUUGUGGCUUUGCCUAUGUAUAUAGGAAGUGGAUUUGCUGGACUUCAAGGGAUUAUAUAUGCUGGAACAAAUUGUUUUCAUAGAAGAAAAGUCAUGUAUGGUCUUUCUCCUAAUGACAUUCAAAAUGCAAAGAAGGAUCAUGGUUUCACCAACGGAACAUUAUUAUCAGAUAAAGAAACAAUACAAAAAUUUGGAACCUCAAAGGGAUUUGUUGACUCAGCUACUCAUAUUUUGAAAGGGACUACAUUUGACCAUUACAAAUCUCUUGAUCUUGAAGCAGCAAGUGAAGUUGCUAGCUGUAAUUAUGAAUACAACACUGCUUGGGGUAAAGAGGUGGGAUGGUUAUAUGGAUCAACAUCAGAGGAUGUACUAACUGGGCUCAAAUUCCACACAAAAGGAUGGAGAUCUGAGCUUUGUUCACCAGACCCAAUAGCCUUUAUGGGCUGUUCACCACAAGAUAAUUUGGGCCAAAUGGCCCAACAUAAGAGAUGGUCAUCAGGGUUGUUUGAUAUCUUCCUUAGCAAGCAUUGUCCAAUUUUUGGUACCAUUUUUGGUAAACUUCAAUUAAGAGAGUGCUUAGCAUAUAUUUGGAUCACUAAUUGGGCUCUAAGAUCUAUCCCUGAAAUAUGUUAUGCCCUUCUACCUGCUUAUUGCAUCAUUACCAACUCCAGUUUCUUGCCUAACAAGGAACUCAGCAUGUGGAUCCCCACAACUCUAUUUGUGAUCUACAACGUAUCUAAUAUAAUAGAGCACAUAAAAUCAGGAUUAUCAAUCAGAACAUGGUGGAACAACCAAAGGAUGGGAAGAAUAACAACCAUGACUUCUUGUUUUUUGGCAUUCAUAACUAUCAUACUUAAGAAAUUGAGAAUAUCUGGCACCAAUUUUGAAAUAACAAAGAAAGAACAAGUACAUUCAAAUGAAGGUACCAAUGAAAAUGUUGGUAGAUUCAGUUUUAAUGAGUCACUUAUUUUUCUACCAGGCACAACAAUUUUGUUUAUUCAACUCAUAGCACUUUUUAUGAGUGGUAAUGGUAAUGGCUAUGGCUAUGGAGUAGGGGAGGUUUUUUGUAGUGCAUAUGUGGUUUUAUGUUACUUGCCAUUUUUUAAAGGGCUUUUUGGGAAAGGAAAAUAUGGGAUACCUUUGUCCACAAUAUGGAAGUCAAUGGUGCUAGCUUUCACAUUUGUUUACUUAUGUAGUAGACCAAUAUUGCUAAGUGAAUGAUCAUAGGAUUUCUUUUCUUUUGUUGCAUUAUUAUGUUUUUUCAUUGUAAAAGUAAUUAGUUCUUCAAUCUUGAAAGGCAUCAAGUUCAAGUAUAUGGAAGAUCUUUGACAAAAGGGAGAGAUUUCUUGCCUCAAAAUAUAGAUUGUGUCUCAAUUGUGAUGUAAUUAUACUAUAUAAUCAUUUCAAACUUUGACUUGAGUAACAUUUA